UGCAUUUUUUGUCUCCUCCAUGAAGGCUAUACAAUAUGUAAAGGGAAAAUGGGAAAUACACCGAGUUGUUUGCUCCCCUCAAAAGUACAAUAUGUUCUGUGAUUUGCGAAUUAGCAUUAUUCAAGACAGGAAAUGAAUUUUGAGAGCUUCGUAGUAUCAUCUCUUCGCGUCGAGUUUCUACUCUGAAUCUGAAUCUAUUCAUUUCAUUUCUAAAAAAUGAAGAAGAUGAAGAUGGAGGAUAGGUUUAGCAGUUUACCAGACCCAAUCCUCUGCCACAUACUCAGUCUUCUAACAACCAAAGAAGCCGUUACGACAAGCAUUCUCUCCAAGAGGUGGAUCCCGUUGUGGCGUUCGGUCCCCACUCUCGAUUUCGACGAUUCCAAUUUGUAUGGAGGCGAUGAGGUCUAUGCCCGCUUUGUUGAGGCUGUGUAUAAAGUUAUCCUCGCACGCGAUUUCAACCAACCAAUCAAGAAAUUCCGACUCGUUCUCACUGAACGAUUGAAAGACCCUGCUAAUAUUAGUGUAUGGGUUAACCUUGUGUUGAAACGCCGAGUUGAGCACAUCGAUAUAUCCCUCCACUUUGAGGAUGACGAGUUCCUUGAACUGCCCCACAUUGUCGUUGACACGCCUUCCAUGUUCAGUUGCACAACUCUUGUGGUUCUCAAGUUGGAGGGGUUAGAGUUGAAAGCAAAUUUUUCCUCUGUUGAUCUUCCAUUCCUUAAAGUUCUUCAUUUACAAGAUUUGCUUCUCCAAGAUGAGGGAUGUCUUGCCGAGAUUCUUUCCGGAUGUCUGGCUCUUGAAGAUUUGAAAGCAAGGGAUGUAUUUUUUGAUGGAAAUAAGGCUGACGCAGAGUUUAUAACUUUACCCAAGUUGGUCAGAGCGGAUAUUUCAGAGUCAGGAGGUUCACAACAUUUUAUGAUGAAAGUGGUUAACAAUGUCAGUUUUUUACGAAUACAUGAGAUUGAUUAUAAUCUCAUUUAUAUGGGUGAAGACAUGUUUCACAAUUUAACCCAUCUUGAACUCGUCUAUACCACUUUUAAUCGUGAUUGGUUUGAGGUGCUGGAAUUUCUCAAGUAUUGCCCCAAGCUUGAAGUUCUUGUCAUUAAACAGCCACAGUUUUAUAACGUCUACCUUAAUAAACUCGGAGCAAAAGAUUGGCAAUACCCAUCAUCUGUUCCUGAAUGCAUUCUACUGCACCUCAAAGAAUGCUGUCUAAAUCAUUAUAGAGGCACAAAAGGUGAGUUACAGUUUGCAAAGUAUAUUAUGGAGCAUGGAAGACUUUUGAAUAAGAUGACAAUAUGCAGUAGCACUGCUGAAAAGCAAGGAGAAAAGCUUGAGAAUUUAAAAAAAUUAUUCUCAUGCACGAGGUGCUCUGCAACUUGUAAAUUUUCCUUUAAAUGAUAACAAAUUAGAUUUGUCAUCUGCAAGUUGUUUCUUCUAUUCUUCCUCUUAACUUAUAGCUAAUACCUAGCUACGUACAUGGAUAUGAACAUUGUCUUAACUUUCAAAUUAGUUGAACUGUUUCAUUACUGAUAA
Molecule: messenger RNA, 1536 nt
Organism: Lotus japonicus
Lineage: Eukaryota; Viridiplantae; Streptophyta; Magnoliopsida; Fabales; Fabaceae
Product: F-box/FBD/LRR-repeat protein At4g00160
Exons: 4
Coding region: 217-1401 (394 amino acids)
Molecular function (GO): protein binding
Source: RefSeq, a predicted model, not a curated record